This is a messenger RNA of Kazachstania africana CBS 2517, 2088 nucleotides long. It is a transcript of the gene RIM13, whose product is annotated as Rim13p. The record is from RefSeq and is a predicted model, not a curated record. The transcript has a single exon. The coding region runs from base 1 to 2088 and encodes 695 amino acids. Lineage: Eukaryota; Fungi; Ascomycota; Saccharomycetes; Saccharomycetales; Saccharomycetaceae.
AUGGAUAAAUGGCAAGAAUUACAAGAGCUCUGGAAGGCAUUUUAUUUGGGCAGUUCCGACGAGUAUAAAAUGCGACUGUCAGUUCUGAAUGAAAAGGCAUCGACGAGUAAUGACGUUGAGUUUAUCCAAGCGGUAUUAAAUCUUAAUAAGGAAAUUAAGAGUGCUGACAACAAGAUAAAGCUCGCUUGGGUUACUUCCAAAGUAGGUAACAGGUUCUAUCCUCCCAUAUCUGUAAACGAAGCAACCCCCAUAGCAUGGGACGAAAGCCCAAUUGACCUGUCUCCAGAGCAGGUAAUAAAGUAUACACAAAGAACGGCAUUACAAGAUAGUGCUUUCGAGCGGGACUCAAUGGAACAAUGUCGAGAUAUUCCCGAUUGUUCUUUGAUUGCUUCUCUGAUAAACAUCAAGCAGGCCGCCUUGCUGUUGCCUUCUGUCAAAAGGGUAUCUCAGACACUCUAUCAUGUGAAUUUAUCCUUUAAUGGUGUCUCAAAUAGACUAGUUACAGUCGAUACGUCCUUAAUUCCCACGACAGCUUCUGGAGAGCAACUUUCUCUGCGAAGCAAUUGUUUAGUCGACAAAGUUAUCGAGCUGUCAUAUUUACAGGUGCUAUUUGGUUCAUAUGAUGCUCGCGGAUCGAAUGUAGCAAUUGAUACUUAUAGAUUGACAGGGUUUUUGCCGGAAGUAUGUUCUCUGGAUUGCUACAGUUUCAGUACCAUUUCCCGGUACCAUAACAGUGGAUUUUGUUUGAUAGCACUCGGGACAGGUGGGAAGGGUAGUUUUGUAGAUAAGUCUCUAAGAACAAAUCAUGACUAUCCUCUUAUAAAUAUUAACGAAGCUUCGAAGUCAUUUCAACUGUGUGAUCCAUUGGAUUCUAAUCUCAAUUUACAGCUGAAUUAUGAGAAUGUGUUGAGAAAUUUUUCACAGUUAUAUAUAAAUUGGGGCUGGACGAAACUUUUUAGGUUUCAUAACAAAUUAAACAUUUAUUAUAGUACCGGUAAGUGUAAUGCAUUUGAUUGCGUAUUUGACAAGCCUAUUCUAAAAGUGAUGAAUGAGACCAAAAAUAAAGAAACUGUUUGGUUGUUGCUAGAGUCACAUGUUAGAUGUCAUGCUGAUUUUAAAAACGUAUCAUAUUUAAACAUAAUUUCAGGGGACAUGUUUGAAGAAUCAUAUGCACCCUCUGAUAGUGCCCUGGAUAUUGGGCUCCAAUUGAAAAAAAUUGAUCUUUUACCGAAUGAACACGUUAAUCUCUUUUGCCACUCAAGUAUAAGUAAUUCAUUUACUGUCCAUACAUUUUCAAUAACAUCGGCCGUUCGUACCACGAAGUUAUCUAGUUUUGAAGCAGUGAAGCAAAUUUCUGUAGAGACCGAUGAAAAUAUCAAAAAUCGCCGAAUUUCUUCACUUGAUUACUACUUAAAUCCUACGUAUUCUCUCGAAAUCAAGCAUGAUUCCAAUAGAGAGGUGUUGCUAAAUUUACAGCUAUUAUCAAACAAUAGUUCGGAUCUGCUUAAUUUACAACUUUUCCACUUGAACGACGACGAUUUGUCUAAGCCAAUUCUUUUUGACAACCGGUAUAUGAAGGGCAAAUAUAAUAAAUUAAAAGUUCCAGUCACUACCAACCAAAAAUAUAAGGUCAUAUGUUCAAAAUAUAAUGAAGGGAGCCAUGGUCUCUGUAAAUUAUUGGCGUAUGUGCAGGAUUUCCCCGCAGAAAAUAUUGAAGUGCAUGAAAUUUAUAUGGAAUAUGGGGGACUUCCCUAUCAAACUUGUAAAACUGUGACGUUUGCCCCAAAAAAGGUAAGAGCAAAAAUUUAUUGGAAAUGCCAAAAGAUUAAUAGUUAUUUUAUUAGAGUCAAGCCCUUAAAUGGAACCCCAAAAUACCAUAAUAUAUCUGUAAGGUGUAAUAUAUUCGAUACAGAAACCCACAACAGUCUCUAUAAUGAUGAACAUUUUCAUACCUAUGGAUUAACAAUUUCUAACAUUGAAAUAGGUGCUAAGCAAUCAGUGGGGCUCCUUCUUGAAAUUGAUGAGUCUAAAGAUGACGAAAUCUCCUUUCAGAUAUUUAUUGGAAGCAAAUGGAGUAUAAAUUUAUAA